AUGUCCUUCGAAAACCCCACCCAGAUCUUCGAAGAGGGCGCCAUAGAAGAGAAGGGCGAGAAUGCACGUCUUUCAGCCUUCGUAGGCGCCAUCGCCGUCGGCGACCUCGUAAAAUCCACCCUAGGACCCAAAGGAAUGGACAAGAUCCUGCAAUCAGCGUCAACAGGCGAAAUCUUGGUCACAAAUGACGGUGCAACAAUCCUCAAAAGCAUAGCCCUCGAUAACGCAGCCGCGAAAGUCCUGGUCAACAUCAGCAAGGUCCAGGACGAUGAAGUGGGAGACGGCACAACCUCGGUGGCAGUCUUGGCCGCAGAGCUGUUAAGAGAAGCAGAGCAGCUUGUGAACCAGAAGAUACAUCCGCAGACAAUCAUCGAAGGCUACCGGAUAGCGAGUGCAGCGGCGCUCAAAGCGCUAGAAGAGACGGCAGUAGACAACAGCAACGACAAGGAACGCUUCCGCAACGACCUCUUCGCCAUCGCACGAACGACGCUCAGCUCGAAGGUCCUAGCGCAGGAUAGAGACUACUUCGCCAACCUCGCCACGGACGCUGUCCUACGUAUGCGCGGCUCCACGGAUCUUACACAUAUCCAAAUCAUCAAGAAAGCGGGUGGAAAGCUCUCCGACUCUUACCUCGACUCAGGUUUCAUCCUGGACAAGAAGUUCGGCGUGAACCAGCCAAAACGAAUCGAGAAUGCCAAAAUCUUGGUUGCGAACACGGGUAUGGACACAGACAAGGUCAAGAUCUUCGGCGCGAGGCUGAAGGUGGAAUCGACGGGCAAGCUGGCCGAGCUGGAGAAGGCCGAGCGAGAGAAGAUGAAGCAGAAGGUGGAGAGGAUCAAGGGCCACGGGAUCAAUUGCUUCGUCAAUCGACAACUCAUCUACAAUUGGCCUGAGCAGCUUUUCGCCGAUGCUGGGAUCGCGAGUAUUGAGCAUGCGGACUUCGACGGUGUGGAGAGGUUGGCGCUGGUAACGGGGGCGGAGAUCACGUCUACGUUCGAUCAUCCCGAGCAUGUUAAGCUUGGGCAUUGCGAUCUGAUUGAGGAGGUCAUUAUUGGUGAGGACACGUUGAUCAGAUUUUCUGGCGUGGCGGCGGGAAGGGCAUGCACGAUUGUGCUGCGGGGUGCUACGGAGCAAUUACUCGACGAGGCGGACAGGAGUCUCCACGAUGCUUUGGCGGUCAUCUCGCAAACCGUCGGCAACCCGAAGAUUACGCUUGGUGGUGGAUGUGCGGAGAUGGUGAUGGCGAAAGCUGUGGACCAGGCCGCUCAGAACGUGGCAGGCAAGAAGGCGUUGGCUGUGGACAGUUUUGCUAAGGCUUUGAGACAAUUACCGACUAUCCUGGCUGACAAUGCUGGUCUCGACUCCAGUGAUCUUGUGGCGAGGUUGCGGAAGGCGGUGUACUCGGGUAUGUCGAGUUCGGGAUUGGAUCUCAUGACUCCAGGCGGUGGCAUUGCGGAUAUGCGGGAGCUGGGUGUGGUGGAGAGUUAUAAGCUUAAGCGUGCGGUCGUCAAUUCUGCUACGGAGGCGGCGGAGUUGCUGCUGAGGGUGGACAACAUCAUCAGAGCAGCACCGAGGAAGAGGGAGAGGAUGUAA
Recurvomyces mirabilis is the source of this 1593-nucleotide messenger RNA. RefSeq names its product T-complex protein 1 subunit beta (gene CCT2). The transcript is spliced from 2 exons. Lineage: Eukaryota; Fungi; Ascomycota; Dothideomycetes; Mycosphaerellales; Teratosphaeriaceae. Gene Ontology annotation, cellular component: cytosol; chaperonin-containing T-complex. Gene Ontology annotation, molecular function: ATP hydrolysis activity; ATP binding; ATP-dependent protein folding chaperone. Gene Ontology annotation, biological process: protein folding. The record is from RefSeq and is a predicted model, not a curated record. The coding region runs from base 1 to 1593 and encodes 530 amino acids.